AUAACCCAACUAAAAUUAUUGGAAUGGAAUGAUAUUUAUUAUUCCCUGGGUCCUUCUAUGUUUAUAAAUAAUUCUCAGGUUGCUUCCAUAAUCCCCAGUCCCCACUACUGCUCAUCAUUCCAUCGAUUAUUCUUGCCUAUCCACUGUCACAUGCAAUUUGGAGCUAAGCUACCUAGCUUACUCGAUCGUCGUCUUCAUCCAAGUGUGGGAAGUCGAGCUAGGGAGCUAGCUGGCAUGGAGCUAAUGGACGACGACGGCUCGUCGUCCCUCCUGGAGGAGCUCAUGGCGCCGCUCCGGAGAGGCACACCGACGACGACGCCGGAAGAUCUGUGGCUUCAGGCGUACCCGAUGAUGAUGAGCCCGAUGUGCGGCGACGGCGUCAUGCUCGGUGACCUCCUCGUCGGGGGCGGCAACGCGAGGAACACGCUUGCCUCGCCGCCGCCGCCGUCGUUCCCACUGCCUGUGCCUCUGACGACGACGACUCCUUGUCCGCCUCUGCACGAGGUCAGCUUUGAGUUUGAUUCAAUUGAUUGCUUGGGUGAAGUGUGCAACCCGUACAAGAGAUCAGGCGGCGCUGUCCGUGCCACCGCCGCCGCUCAGGUGAUGGUGGCCGCCAUGGAUCCGAGACGCGAAGCUGCGUCGUCUGCGGUGGCGGUGGCGGCGGUGGAGGAGGAGGAGAGAUGCAAGGCGCGACGUGGCGCUGGAGGCGGUGGUGAUAGUGGCGAGCUGGCGCCCAUGUUCGUGUUCGGCGGCGGCGGCGGCGCGGCGGCGAGCGUCCGCCCAAGAAGCUGCAGGCCGCCGCAACCAGGCGCGCCGUCCAAGAACCUGAUGGCGGAGCGGCGGCGGCGGAAGCGGCUCAACGACCGCCUCUCCAUGCUCCGCUCCGUCGUGCCUAGGAUCAGCAAGAUGGACAGGACCUCGAUUCUCGGCGACACCAUCGGCUACGUGAAGGAGCUGAUGGAUCGGAUCAAGAACCUCCAGGUCGAGGCCGCCACCGGUGACUCAUCCUCCUCCUCCACGGAGAAUCUCUCCAUGCUGAAGCUGAACACGCUCAAGCCUCCGCCGUCGUCGAGCUCCGGCGAAGAGACGCCGCUUAUCAGAAACUCGACGAGGUUCGAGGUGGAGAGGAGGGAGAACGGAAGCACGAGGAUCGAGAUGGCAUGCGCGGCGAUCCCCGAGCUGCUGCCGUCGACGCUGGCCGCGCUGGAGGCGCUGGGCGUGGAGAUCGAGCAGUGCGUCAUCAGCUGCUUCGAUGACUUCGCCAUGCAGGCCUCCUGCCUACAGGAUGACAAGAAGAGGGAGAUGACAAGAGAUACUGAAGAGAUCAAGCAGACAUUGUUCAGGAGUGCAGGCUACGGAGAUGGCUGUCUUAUAUAAUGGACCAACCUCGAUUUGAUCCAAACAAUGCAAGCAAAUAUGAGUAGUAACUACGUUCUACCAGCACUCUCGAUUAGGUCGUGGUGCCUUAUUAGUUCAUCUUGCGUGCGAUCAAUUCUCACUGCAGUACUGCACAUCUCACUGGAACAGUAAGAAUAUAGUAUAGCAUGAUGAGCUGAGCAGUCUGUGGCAUACCAUGUAUUUGAUGAUGCAGUUCGUGAGAUCAUUUUCUCAUUCCUCUUAAUUAUAUUUAUAUAUGGAUAUCAGCAUGAACGCUAUAUCUUGGAUAUUAUCAAAUUAAUUUCUGUAUGCGACUA
Molecule: messenger RNA, 1694 nt
Organism: Oryza sativa Japonica Group (Japanese rice)
Lineage: Eukaryota; Viridiplantae; Streptophyta; Magnoliopsida; Poales; Poaceae
Source: RefSeq, a predicted model, not a curated record